AUGGGCAGUGGUUCGUCGAAGUCGGGCGCCACUGCCGGGACCGCGGCCGGAGGUGUUAGGCACCAGUUCGCGGCCAGGGAGCCCCGCGACGUCGAGUUUCUUGAGCCAGAGUCGACGCCGUCAGGUCAGGCGACGCAGGACGUGCGACAGCAGCGCUGGGCCAGGCGCGACACGGUGCAGAGUUUCUCAGCGACGGCGGAAGCGACGCGAACGGCGAGACUGAGGAAAAAGUCGUCCAAGUCCGACGGCCAUGUCGACACGGACGAGGAGGUGGACGAGUUGGAAACGACUCUCAACUCUCUCGGUGUCGUGGGUCGGAGUCUGUGGGACGACGCUCAGGCGUACGAUGCUGUGAAGACGACCCGGAAAUCGGGCCAGGGGCUGUUGUUCGACGCCGACGACGAGGAUCCCACGAUUGCUCGGGAACUGCCUGUCAGGAAUAUCGGGGCUUCCUCUCUCGGUGUGGCCAAAACCCGACGAAACAACAUCGAAGGUGUCGACAUCGAAAAAUUCAAAGCCGUCAACUCGUUGGCGGAGUCCAAGCGUCAGGAACCACCCCGACUGCUCCAGCGCUCCACGUCUGACCCUAUCGACACCACGCCGUCCUUACCGAAAGCGGUACCGAAAUACGACGAGAGCGACGCCAAGCUGCUGGCAAGCAUCGAAAAUGAGUUCGUCUACUGAUCAUAGCAAAAUUUCCGUGAACGGUUUUUGACGUCCACACGAUACCCACUUCUCAUUGACGGCAACCGCUUGCGACUCUCGACCCCGGGGCACUUGGACGAGGAUUGCUUUGUGAUGCGCGUUUCAUGGCAAUGAGCAUUAAAAUCUCGACGCAUUAUUUAUCCAGA
Molecule: messenger RNA, 851 nt
Organism: Notodromas monacha
Lineage: Eukaryota; Metazoa; Arthropoda; Ostracoda; Podocopida; Cyprididae
Source: the annotation of a GenBank genome assembly